Molecule: messenger RNA, 570 nt
Organism: Amblyraja radiata (thorny skate)
Lineage: Eukaryota; Metazoa; Chordata; Chondrichthyes; Rajiformes; Rajidae
Product: phospholipase B1, membrane-associated-like
Exons: 9
Coding region: 1-570 (189 amino acids)
Biological process (GO): phospholipid metabolic process
Cellular component (GO): brush border membrane
Molecular function (GO): A2-type glycerophospholipase activity; phosphatidylcholine lysophospholipase A1 activity; retinyl-palmitate esterase activity
Source: RefSeq, a predicted model, not a curated record
AUGUUAAUACACCAGGCCUCCAAGGAUUCUUCGACUGGCUGCGUUGAGAGAAGAGUUUCCGGCCCGACUUCUGAUUCAGUCCAUGCACUGAGACCAUCGGAGAUAAAAGUUGUUGCGAUGAUGGGCGAUUCGCUAAUCGCUGCUUCUGCUGAGGACCCAGAACCAUCCAUAAGCAUCGGUGAGGAGCCAUUUGGCAGGACGCAAGUUUCCUUUCCAGAUAUUUUGAAGACUUUUAACCCUGACGUUAUCGGAUACUCUCCAGGCAACAGGAACUAUGACAACUCUUUGGACCAGUCCAUUCUGAACGUGAAGGCUGAGGAAUUAUCGGAGCAGGCUCUGAGACUGGUGAACAGUUUAAAGAAUAAUCCGCACAUUGACUUUCUGAGGGAUUGGAAGAUAAUCACAGUCUACAUUGGCAUCGCUGAUCUGUGUGCUUAUUACAUGAACGAGGAGCAUUACUCACCAGAAAAUGUCACAAUCAGAAUUAAAGAUGCCCUGGAUAUAUUCUAUCAGGAGGUAAGCACGGUGAAACCUUCCUCUUCGAAGAACAUCCCCUUACCCAUAAACUAA